Molecule: messenger RNA, 1372 nt
Organism: Falco peregrinus (peregrine falcon)
Lineage: Eukaryota; Metazoa; Chordata; Aves; Falconiformes; Falconidae
Product: probable 2-ketogluconate reductase
Exons: 6
Coding region: 181-1164 (327 amino acids)
Cellular component (GO): cytosol
Molecular function (GO): glyoxylate reductase (NADPH) activity; hydroxypyruvate reductase [NAD(P)H] activity; NAD binding
Source: RefSeq, a predicted model, not a curated record
GGGACAGCCUGCGGCGGGUGGCGGCUGCCCGCCUGCCCCGGGGACCCUACGCGCCCCGGCGGGACCCUGCGCGCCCCGGCGGGACCGGGCGCGGCGGAGCACGGGGGUCUCCUCGCCGGGAGCGGCGGGGUCCCGGGCCGGGCCGGGAGGCAGAGUACGGAGGUGCCGGGGGAGCUGGACAUGGAGGGUCAGGAACUGCCUUAUGUGCUAAUCGACCGUAUAGGAGGGAAGCAUGGAGUAUAUGAAGACCAUGUUGAAUUCCUGGAGAAACAUUUUUGUCUCGUCACCAUGAAAGAAUAUCUUGAAAACAAGACAUUUCUCAGCAAAAAGAUCACUGCCAUUUAUAUGUGGUAUUACAAGCCAGUUAUCAAUGAAGAGCUGCUCCAGAGCUUGCCUAACUUGAAGAUACUUGCAAGCUCUGGCGUGGGAAUAGAUCACUUGGACCUGAACCUCCUCUCCAGCUAUAGUGUGAAAGUGUCCAACACGCCAUUUGCCGUUUCCACCGACACUGCAGACUUGGGGAUGGCUUUGAUGCUGGCAUCUUCCAGGAGGCUUGUGGAAGGCUACCAGCUCGCGGUUUCCCCUGACACGGAGUAUUUCCCCGCUGACUGGCUGGGGGCUGAGGUUUCUGGGGCGAGCUUGGGGAUCGUGGGAAUGGGCACCAUUGGCUACAAAGUGGCCGAGAGAGCCAAAGCCUUUGAAAUGAAGAUUUUGUACCACAACAGGAAUCAGAGAAACAAGGAAGAAGAAAGUGCUGUUGGAGCUAUUUACUGUAAGAAGAUAGAUGAUUUGCUCCGGCAGUCAGAUUUUGUGUUGCUGUCUGUGAACCUGACUCCACAGACACGCAAAUUGAUUGGGAAGAGGGAGCUGGAGCUGAUGAAACCCACAGCUACUCUCAUUAAUAUCAGCAGAGGUCUGGUCGUGGAUCAGGACGCUUUGGUGGAAGCCCUUCAAAACAGAGUUAUUAAGGCAGCUGCUCUGGACGUGACAUAUCCUGAACCUUUGCCAAGGGAUCACCCUUUGUUAAAGCUGAAGAAUGUUAUAAUAACUCCUCACAUUGGAAGUGCCACCAAAAAGACACGCCGCCGUAUGAUGGAGAACAUGACCGAAAGCAUAGAAGCAAGUCUUGCGGGUCUUCCUGUCCCCAACGAAGUGUUACAAUAAAUGGCCUGCAUUUGAUGUUAAUGUCAUUAGCGUUUAUCCUAGUGUGUUGAACUGGUAAUUUGAGCAGUCUUAAUGUAAUUCUCCUAUGUGUGUUAUACAGAUAAAAUGUGUAACACAUGGGUUUGGUUUACUUAAAUAACCAAAAGUGAUUCGGUGUGGAAAACCGCAGUAUUUUGCCAUGAAUGUCAAUGAAAAACUCAGGAGUCCA